Molecule: messenger RNA, 573 nt
Organism: Symbiodinium sp. CCMP2456
Lineage: Eukaryota; Dinophyceae; Suessiales; Symbiodiniaceae
Source: the annotation of a GenBank genome assembly
AUGAAAAAGCUGCGCGGUGCUUUUCCGUCAAUUUCCCUGGUGUUGCAAGACGAGCGCUUUACCAGCAAAAUGGCGGCCGAGGAGCUGAUUGACAAUAUGAUUGAAACCAUGGAAAACGCCCAUGGCGUGGGACUGGCGGCACCUCAAAUAGGGAAACCCAUUCGCUUAUUCGUGGUGAAUACCAAGGGCUUUGUAGAAGAAGGAGAAGAGGAUGAAGAGGGCCUGAACGACUUUUCGGAGGUUUUUAUCAACGCCCAGAUUGAAGAGGAAACCGGUGACGAUUUUGUUUUUAACGAAGGCUGCCUGAGCAUUCCCGAAGUGCGUGGCGAUGUGGAGCGCCCCGAGCAAAUAACCAUUCGUUACUUUGACCGCGAGUGGAACGAGAAGGUGGAAACAUUUGACGGCUUGAAAGCACGGGUAAUUCAGCACGAAUACGACCACAUUGACGGAAUACUUUUCACCGAUCACUUGAGCCCUUUGCGCAAAUCGAUGAUUAAAAAACGCCUGAGUAAUAUUUCAAGCGGCAAGGUAAAAGUGGGCUACAAAAUGAAAUUUCCGGCUUUAAAGAAAUGA